This is a messenger RNA of Cucurbita pepo subsp. pepo (vegetable marrow), 1218 nucleotides long. Its product is annotated as short-chain dehydrogenase TIC 32 B, chloroplastic. The record is from RefSeq and is a predicted model, not a curated record. NCBI's taxonomy places the organism in Eukaryota, Viridiplantae, Streptophyta, Magnoliopsida, Cucurbitales, Cucurbitaceae.
CGCCGCCGCCGCUUCCGUCGACAAAUCAAGGCUAAGAAAAUUGUUGGUGUGUUUCUUGAAAGAAAUCGAUGUCGAUCAUUUCCUUGAUCACUGGAUGGCCGGGGCUCAGCGGCUUCGGAUCCGCAUCUACGGCGGAGGAUGUCACCCAAGGGAUCGACGCCACCGGCCUUACAGUCAUUGUCACCGGAGGAGCGAGCGGGAUCGGGUUUGAAACGGUACGAGUUUUAGCGAUGCGAAAGGCACAUGUGAUUAUAGGGGCAAGAAACGUAGAGGCAGCAAAUAAAGCAAAACAACAAAUUCUUCAACAAAAUCCAUCUGCCAAAUUGGAUGUUCUCAAACUUGACCUUUCAUCCAUCACUUCCACAACACAAUUUGCUCAAAAUUUCAUUGCUCUCAAUCUCCCUCUCAACAUUUUAAUAAACAAUGCUGGUGUUAUGUUUUGCCCGUUUCAACUGUCUGAAGAUGGGAUAGAGAUGCAGUUUGGCACCAACCAUCUUGGUCAUUUUCUGUUAACAAACCUUCUUCUUGAGAAAAUGAAGAACACUGCAAAAAGCUCAGGAAUUGAGGGUAGAAUCGUCAAUUUAUCAUCUAUAGCUCAUGUCCACACUUAUGGCCAUGGAAUUCGCUUCAACAAAAUCAAUGAAAAGAAGGGGUAUUCCGAUAAGAGGGCGUACGGGCAAUCUAAGUUAGCCAACAUUUUACAUAUCAAGGAGCUCACUCGUCGAUUUCAAGAAGAGGGCAUGAACAUAACGGCGAACGCGGUGCAUCCGGGGUUGAUAAUGACGCCCCUUAUGAGGCAUUCUAAGCUUCUAAUGCGGCUUUUGCGGGUUUUCACCUUCUUUAUAUGGAAGAAUGUCCCUCAGGGCGCAUCAACAACAUGCUAUGUGGCACUCCACCAAAACUUGAAGGGAGUAAGUGGGAAAUACUUUUUGGACAAUAACGAGAAGCGACCAAGCUCCUAUGCUAGAGACGAAGCACUUGCAAAGAAACUUUGGAACUUCAGCGAGGACUUGAUCAGUUCAAUUUCUAAAGUAUGAAAAGAAGCGGCUCCCGAGCUUCAAGUUACAUGUCGACGGUAUUAAAGUGUGUUUUUUUAAAUAUAAUCGUAUUUUUAAAUAUAAUCGUAUAAUUUCUUGAAUAUUCAUGUUGCAUGCUAUGUUAUCAAAACUAUUAAAGGAUAUUUUGUUCAUGCUCUUAUGAAACGAAAGUCAUUUAGUA